AUGUCGAACCAGAAGGAUAAAGAUAAAGCCUCCGAUUCUCCAUCCCAAGCAACUGCUCUCCCUUUCAAGAAGAGAGGUUUUGCAGGGAAAACGCCUCCUACGUCGAGCAACAGCAACAACGACGCUUCCUUCUUCCAAAUGAACGAGAAUUUGAACGAUUACGAACUCAAGACACAGGCUUACUCCAAUGUUCUCGGAGCCUUUACAGCAGAAUCUUCUUCAAUAUCCAGCUCAAGGAUUACGAUACUCGACGACCUGAAGAAAGCAUGGAACAUCACCAAAGAAACUCACAACGUCCUUGUUAAGAAGCAACAAACUGAUCCACUGAUCCAACAGUUGAGUGAAAUUUCAGUGGCUUCUGAUGAGAAGGGAAAGCAGGAAGUUGCUGGCGUAAAAGGCAAUCAAUUGAAAGACUUACUCAGCCGUACGAUAGUGAGCAAGGAAGACUUACUCCGCUACCAAGAAAGGCUUAAUGCAGCUCCUGCAAAGAUGCCAAAACCGAGUUCUCCUUCUAAAGCUUCAACAAUCCCAGGCUGGGGCAAAGUUUCUCCUGCGUCUCUUGUUGACAAAUGGGUCAAUUUAAGAAUGCCUGGUGAAGACAAGUACGUUGCACUCCUCAUCAAAGCGUAUGACGCAGAAACGGAAAUGCACCACCUGGUGGAAUCUCUAAGCCAAAAGAACUUCAGUGACCCGUGCGAUUGGAUUGAUCUCAGACAUGUAAGACUCAAAUUGUUACCUCUCUCCUUCAAAUUUUUCUAUUUCUCCUCCCUUUUCACAGAAGCUCAAAACUCAUUGCAGAUUCCGGCAGAAGAUAUGGUAUGGCAAGAGGGACAUCCCGGCUUCCCAACACGGAGCUGCUUUCUUAAACCAGGCGAAACUAUCUUGAACGAAACCAGUACAGUUCGAGAGAAGAAGCAGCUUAAGGAGGUUGGAAAAACUGCCGGUGGGAUUCCUAUUAUCCGCAAAGUUGACAAGGGAAAGGGUAUUGCCUUACCAUAA
This is a messenger RNA of Microthlaspi erraticum, 999 nucleotides long. The record is from the annotation of a GenBank genome assembly. Lineage: Eukaryota; Viridiplantae; Streptophyta; Magnoliopsida; Brassicales; Brassicaceae.